Molecule: messenger RNA, 810 nt
Organism: Rotaria sp. Silwood2
Lineage: Eukaryota; Metazoa; Rotifera; Eurotatoria; Philodinida; Philodinidae
Source: the annotation of a GenBank genome assembly
AUGAGUUUAGAAUUAUUGGCCAAUGAGUUGAUACUCGAUCUAUUCAAAUUUCUCACUUGUGCUCAUCUUAUUCAUACAUUUGUUGGUCUUAAUUCUCGUUUUGAUGCACUCGGUCUUAAUCAUUUUCAAACUCAUGGACUUGACUUACGAACAGUAUCGAAAAACGAUUUUGAUACAAUUUGCCGACAAUAUCUUAUGCCAAUGAUCAAUCGAAUAUCUACACUUUGUCUUUCAGACAAGGAUGACACACCUGGACAAAUAAAUCGUUUUCAUGCUUAUGAUUUCACUCUUUAACUACCUGUUAAUCAUCAUUUUUGCUCUAUGGUUCCCAAACUCAAUCGAUUACGUUUUCUUAGGGUAUCAUCGAAUGAGCACAGUCAACAUAUUCCAACUCAACUUCAAACAUUGCUCAAUAGUGCAUCACAUCUAUUUUCGUUAACAUUCAAUGGAUCUAGAUGGUUGAAUUCAUCUUUUGAAUUUAAAAGCGAAACAGUAUCUCAACUAAAAUUUGAUUCCAUUAAUGCAUACUAUAAUCAGCAGCAAUGUACUAUAUUGAGUAGUUUAUUACUUGGUAUUCAGUGUGAAGCGCUUUCUAUUGCUGUAGAAAAUCGAGAAUGUAUAGUUGAUGUUGUUAAUACAAUGAUCAAUCUUCGAGCAUUACAUGUUCAAUGUCACGAUAACAAAUUAAAUGCGGAUACAACGACAACAGAAGAUGAACUUGUGAAAUGGCUGCAACAUCGAUUAUCGCCCACAUGUAUAAUCACAAAAAACGUAAAUUUUGAUUGUGCAAUUCGACUGUGGAUUCGUUGA